Messenger RNA from Temnothorax curvispinosus, 5093 nucleotides. Its product is annotated as ATP-binding cassette sub-family G member 4. NCBI's taxonomy places the organism in Eukaryota, Metazoa, Arthropoda, Insecta, Hymenoptera, Formicidae. The coding region runs from base 523 to 2640 and encodes 705 amino acids. Gene Ontology annotation, molecular function: ATP hydrolysis activity; ABC-type transporter activity; ATP binding. The record is from RefSeq and is a predicted model, not a curated record. The transcript is spliced from 12 exons. Gene Ontology annotation, cellular component: plasma membrane.
GAGUCGUCGCGGCGGCAAGCGGCAAGUGCAUCGCGAGGGACAAGGUGCGAAGGCACGAAGCGCGCCGCUCCUCUCACUCUGUUACCCCACCGGAUCCUUCCUGCCGCGGGCUUUGUUAUCGGAGCGCAUCCGGUGGGAUUCUAAAAGCCGCGGUGAGUCGCGCACGCUCGGGAGUGCACCGCGACACGUGCAGCCGUGCGGAUCGAGUGCGUCGCGUCGUCGUGUCUUACCAUCCUUGGUGUUGUCCACACAUUUGUACUACUUGCGAUCGUUUUGGGUCAAACUCCGGAGAUGCGCCUCGUUAUAUCUCAGGGCUAGGCUUCGACGUCCGCGGAGAGAUUUCUCCAACGACGAAGAUUUCUCAACGGCACACCGCCAAGUCGGACAAUGUUGUGAAAAAUAAAUCGCCGAUUACGGAAUAUUUUCGCGUGUUACCCGCGCGAAGGUGAUUCAUCGAUCUCUAAACGUUGCGAAUACGCGCGCGGAUCAGGGCGAAAGUACGAAGAACAAUCUCGCUGAAAGAUGAAGCAUGAGGGAAAUUGCUCGACGGCGGAGGACUGCAAUGGAAUUUUGUUGCAAACUAGAAAGAGUUCGGCGGUGCGACUGCAGAUCGUGCCGGCGCAGCCGAAAACGAUCACGCAUCUGCCGAAGAGGCCGCCGGUCGACUUGGCAUUCACCGAUCUCACGUAUAAAGUUCGAGAAGGCCGCAAAAGCAAUGUGAAGACGAUCCUCAAAUCCGUCAGCGGCAGACUGCGGUCCAGCGAGCUGACGGCUAUUAUGGGCCCUUCAGGCGCUGGAAAGUCAACGCUCCUAAAUAUCCUCACCGGAUACAAGACGACAGGCGCGGAAGGCAGCGUCACGAUGAACGGCCAUGAAAGAAACCUCAGUGCCUUCAGGAAACUCUCCUGCUACAUCAUGCAGGAUAAUCAGCUUCACAUGAAUCUAACGGUCGCGGAAGCUAUGAAGGUUGCAGCGAACCUCAAGCUCGGCUCACACGUUAGCCAAGCAGAGAAAGAAGAAGUGAUCCAGGAAAUCCUUGAGACUCUCGGCUUGUCUGAGCACCGCCGUACCAUGACCUCGAACCUGAGCGGCGGUCAAAAGAAAAGGCUGUCCAUCGCUCUGGAGUUAGUGAACAAUCCCCCUAUAAUGUUUUUCGACGAACCAACUAGCGGCCUGGAUUCCUCGUCCUGUUUCCAAUGUAUCUCGUUACUCAAGACUCUGGCACGUGGGGGCAGAACGAUAAUAUGCACCAUUCAUCAGCCCAGCGCGAGACUUUUCGAGAUGUUCGAUGCUCUCUACACAUUGGCCGAGGGUCAAUGCGUUUACCAAGGUUCUACAUCGCAACUGGUGCCUUUCCUAAGGACAAUUGGCCUUAAUUGUCCGAGCUAUCACAAUCCGGCGUCGUUUAUCAUUGAGGUGUCAUGCGGCGAAUACGGCGAUAAUAUCAAGAACUUAAUUAACGCGAUAAACAACGGCAAAUACGAUAUACGCGAAGGACACCCGUUUCCCGAGACGAAAGAGGGAAUGAACAAUUGCACCGCUGCGGCGGGUAUUUUGAAGAACAGUGAUAACUUGGACAAGUUGAAGAUCAAAAACAAGAAUGACAUCAGUAAUCUGGAGGAGAAAUUCACGGAAGAGAAAACUAGCGAGAUUAGUAAUGGAAAACUCAUUUCCGGAUACGCUACAAACGACAUUGCUAAACAAGCACUGGAUGUGGCAAUAUCUAUGGAUCCGGAUAAGAAGGACAAUGCUAACAUAGCCUUGCUCGACGACUCCAUCGUAGUUACACCGGAAAGAUAUCCCACAUCUGAAUUAACGCAAUUUUACAUCAUUCUGAAACGUGCUUUACUUUUCAGUCGUAGAGAUUGGACUCUCAUGUAUCUCCGACUCUUCGCUCAUAUUCUGGUGGCAGCGUUAAUUAGCGCGCUGUAUUACGAUAUCGGAAAUGACGGCGCUAAAGUACUUAGCAAUCUGGGAUUCUUGUUCUUCAACAUGCUGUUCCUCAUGUACACUUCCAUGACAAUCACAAUUUUGUCUUUCCCGCUGGAACUGCCUGUGCUUUUGAAAGAAAACUUUAACAGAUGGUACUCUCUCAAGUCGUAUUACUUAGCGAUUACCGUUUCGGAUCUACCGUUCCAGACCAUAUUUUGCAUAUUGUACGUCACCGUCGUGUACUUCCUGACGAGUCAGCCGGCGGAUAUAACGCGGUUCUCCAUGUUCGUGGGCACCUGUCUACUGAUUUCUUUCGUCGCACAAUCGGUGGGUCUCGUGGUCGGCGCGGCGAUGAAUGUGCAGAACGGUGUGUUCCUGGCGCCAGUGAUGUCGGUGCCUUUCCUCCUUUUCUCAGGGUUCUUCGUCAGCUUCGACGCGAUCCCGGUCUAUCUACGAUGGAUCACGUACCUUAGUUAUAUCAGAUACGGUUUCGAAGGCACCGCUUUGACCAUUUACGGUUACGGCCGGGAGAAACUGAAAUGUUUCCAGGUGUAUUGUCACUUCAAGAAUCCGGAGACGACCCUAGAGGAACUGGACAUGCUCGACGCUGACUUUACUUUGGAUAUUCUCGCUCUCCUGCUCAUCUUCGUUGUGCUGCGAAUUGCCGCGUAUCUCUUUCUGCGUUGGAAGAUCAAGACCGCCCGGUAGACUACCGGUGCGCUUAAGCAUCUUGUAAAAUCAGAUGUGGUUGCGAGUGGACGAACAAGUUAGCACAAGUGUUAUACUUUUACGUUUACCUUUUACCGCGUAGAACUGCGCAGACAACAACGGACGCAUUUUUUUUUGUAAUCGGUAAUCUCGUAAUGAUAUUGUAAAAUGGCGAUAUUGGCGAUAAGAAAGACUCUCUUGCGGCGCCUCACAACAUAGUCAAGACACAGGGAAUUUUACGCGAAUAAUGGAUUUCCGCAGGAUUUCUCGGUGAGAACUCUCACGGUGACAACCAUUCGCCGUCGAAGAGGUACGUCUCGAAAGUACUACAAAAUAUGACUUACUUCUUUCGUGUUUUAGGGUUGCUUAGUUGAUAUAUAGGACCAAUACUAAUGUAACUUAUUUAUAUGAUUUAGUUUAAUAACGACGACGGCUGGUAGUUACAAUAUUGUAACAUAUUUAUCCAGGGUACUAUUCUAUAGUAUACACGUAUAAAUAUCCGAAAUAUGUAUCUUCUCUGUUUUACUGUAUCAGUACCCAUUUUCAUUAGAACACAGCCAAGCAUACGCAUCGAUCUUGAGUUUAUCGUUGAAAUUCAAACGUUUGUCAGCGCGAUGCGAUCGCAGAAUGACUUCGAGACAUUAAAUACGAAUUACUUCUGUAUAAUAAACGUCCAGAAUUGUUUCGAAUAUUAGUCGAGAUAAAAAAAUGUUUGAAGUUAUUUUGAUGAUCUUGAACGUUUUGAAAACAUUUUUUUCUUUAAACAUUUUAUGUUACUAAUUAAUUUCAAUUAUCCAUUUCAUAGACGGAAAAUAAUCUUAUUUCUAAAAACUUUAAACGUUCAGAUAUUCGAACACCUCAAAUGAGAGAUUCUUUACAAAUUCAAGAAUUUCGAAACUUUCAAGAUUUUUCAAGACUUUGAAGACUUCCAGUAUCGAAUAAUAUUUGAGGCAAUUCGAAUGUUUAUACGCUUGAGUUUUUAAAAAAUUUUUCAAAAGAAGGAUUCGAACAGUUAUCACUAAAUUAUGCGGCUCUACGGGAAGGCAAAGCGAGAGGAUCAAUUCACGCGUGAUCCUCGGGAGGGACUUAUCGGUCGCCCUCGAUCGUGUCUACCCUUAAUGGACGAAUACGCGGCCUUAAUCGGUGACGUAUUUCGCGAACGAUCACUCUAUUCUAUCCAAUGGCUGUGAGUUUCAUGAUGCAAAAAAAAAAAGUUAGAAAAAAUCAAAUGUGAAUGCUUGUGUUCUUAAAAUUAUAUUCGGACUAAACAACGAACGUCCAAGGUGAUUUAUAUAAGCGCACGAAUUUCUACGUAUCUUGCCAGAUUAAUUUUGUACUUUGAAGACCAGAUGUUUUUGACGCUUUAUAAAGAACGGCGGUUCUGAUAAAUAGACUAUGUCGAAACAAGUGUUUACGCAUUCCUGUAAAAGCUUAUGAAUAUUCGCAGCCACAUUUCGUCGCCGAAGAUAACGGCGAGCAACUAUACGUAAGGAUAUUCCUUUGACAGCUCAUCACGAAUAAUGACGAAUUUUUCUACGCUACUCUACACUUGUAUCAGUUCAGAAGUCAAGUUUGUACAAAUUUUCAAGAACAAAUUAUUAAAUUAUCAAGUUGAUUUGUUCUUACUUAUGAAUUGCUACUAUUUUUUAUACACAGAAUACGAGGUUAUUCCUCUAAACAAGCGUGAACCCCGACCUUUCUAGUGACAAGUAUCAAUUUCCUAGUAAGCAAAAUGAUAGCAGUCUGUAGAUUGGUAACAGAUUUGAUCAGACAUGUCAGCAGACUGACAUCAACUUGCGUCCGCGUUCAGCUUAUGUUCUGCCAGCAGAGUCUGCUCAAUUUCUACCGUCAAUCUGCUGUCUGAUUAUGUUAGCAGGCUCUGUUAUACUUCUGUUGACGUUCUGCCGACAUUAUGUGAUAUAUCAGAAUUGGUAUCAAAUCUGUAGUUUUUCUAUCGACAAAAUUUAUAGCAAAUACUUGGCAAGAUCUGCUUUUGACAGACUUGGUUGUCUGGGUCGUUAAGUGGCAAAAAGAAUAACAGAAAACUUUUAAGGACGGGAGAGGAAAACAGCGAUUUAAAAAUUGAUCUAAUUGUAAAUUAGUAAAUAAAGUUCUUUUAUAUUCUCAUAAUUCACCAAAGUUAAGAAUUUGAAUCGACGAUUUACAAAUGCAAUUACAUACUAAUACGAUCAUGACGCUUAAACGGAUAAUGUAAUUUUCAUGAUGCGAUAUGUGUAUUUUUACCUAAAAAUGAAAUGAACAAUAAUCAAUCGAUAGCAUAUUCGAUUGUUAAUAUAGAUAUACUUUUAUAAAACAAGUUUUGUCGAGAUGUGCACGUACCUGAUUAUGCCGGUUUGGCAUGAUCAUUAAUAUAUAGGUAAUUAACUUUAUGUUGUAUGUAUAAUACGAAUAAAAUAUGCUUUUCGUAUUACGAUAAAUUUCAAUUUCAAUGA